AUGACAGAUCUAAUCAUAUGGGAUGAGGCUCCUAUGGCUAACAAGUUUUGCUUUGAAUCACUCGACAAAUCAUUGAGAGAUAUUAUGAGUGGAACCACACAUGCUUCUAAAAGAGUUUUUGGAGGUAAGGUUGUUGUGUUUGGAGGUGACUUCAGACAAAUUCUCCCUGUUAUACCAAGAGGUACUAGAUCUGAUAUUAUCCAUGCAACAAUCAAUGCUUCUUAUAUUUGGGAUCAUUGUAGAGUCUUGAGGCUUACAAAAAACAUGCACUUGCAAACUGGUCAACCCACUUCUACAGCUGAUGACAUAAGGAGUUUUUCCGAGUGGAUUUUAAAAAUUGGAGAUGGCACAAUGUGUGAGCCAAAUGAUGGCUAUGCUGAUAUUUGUAUUCCAGAUGAGUUCUUAAUUUCUAGCUUUUCAGAUCCGAUUAAGGGAAUUGUUGAAGAUACGUACCCUGAUCUCAUUCAUAACUAUCUUGAUUCCAAUUAUCUUCAAAGUCGUGCGAUCUUAGCUUCGACAAUCGAAGUAGUCGAUGAUAUUAACCAAUAUAUAACAAACCUUCUUCCAGGAGAAGAGAAAGAAUACUUUAGUAGUGAUUCUUUUGAUAAAUCUGAUGCAAGUAGCUUUGAUGCAUAUGAGCACGUGACACCCGAGUUCCUAAAUGCUCUUAAGACUUCGGGAUUGCCUAACCAUUCAAUCAAGUUAAAAGUUGGGGCCACUAUUAUGUUAAUGCGCAACCUAGACCAAUCUGAAGGUUUGUGCAAUGGUACAAGGCUAACUGUUACUAGGCUUGCUGCUCAUGUCAUUGAAGCUAAGAUCAUUUCUGGAAAAAAUGUUGGUAACUUAUUUUAUAUUCCUAGAAUGUCUUUGUCACCUUCACAAUCACCAUGGCCAUUUAAACUGGUGAGACGCCAAUUUCCAAUUAUUGUUUCCUUCGCCAUGACUAUUAACAAGUCUCAAGGCCAAUCACUUGAUAAUGUUGGUUUGUACUUGCCAAAAGAAGUUUUUAGUCAUGGCCAAUUAUAUGUGGCAAUCUCUAGAGUAAAAUCCAAAAAGGGUUUAAGGAUUCUUAUUCAUGACAAAGAUAAAGAACUUAUGCUCUCUACCACCAAUGUGGUCCAAACAUCCUAUUCAUUUUGGCGAAUCAUCUUGCAGCUUUGUUUUCCUUUUUGCGCAACUGUGGCUACAUGA
This is a messenger RNA of Vicia villosa (hairy vetch), 1191 nucleotides long. RefSeq lists its product as uncharacterized. The transcript has 3 exons. The coding region runs from base 1 to 1191 and encodes 396 amino acids. Gene Ontology annotation, biological process: telomere maintenance; DNA repair. The record is from RefSeq and is a predicted model, not a curated record. NCBI's taxonomy places the organism in Eukaryota, Viridiplantae, Streptophyta, Magnoliopsida, Fabales, Fabaceae. Gene Ontology annotation, molecular function: DNA helicase activity.